UUCUUACUCUUAUCCCGUAUAAACUUUGCCAGAGUAGAGAUAGUUGCAGAGCGGUUGAGACAAAAUUAGAGAGAGAAUGAACAUGGAUCCGAAGCUUACUGAGGUGUCUCAGUUUUUUGAGCGAUUCAAGGCUGCUAUUGUUAGGAACGAUCUCGAUACCUGUGCACAUCUCCUCUCUCAGCUCAAGGUCUUGUUAACAGAAUUUAAAAGCCUCCCACCAUUGUUUGAAGAUUCACCGAAUGCUGUUCAUGAGUUGACUGUAGCAAGAGAUAUAUAUGAACAUGCCGUAGUUCUUAGCGUGAAGACAGAAGACCAAGAUGCUUUUGAGAGGGACUUCUUUCAACUUAAGCCUUACUAUACGGAUACUGGUGGCCGCCUUCCUCCAUCGCCUCAGGAGUACCCAAUCCUGGGCCUUAACCUUCUUAGGCUCCUUGUGCAGAAUAGAAUAGCAGAAUUUCAUACUGAGCUAGAGUUGCUUUCACCUGUUGCUCUGGAAAAUCCUUGUAUUAAACAUGCUGUGGAAUUGGAACAAUCCUUCAUGGAAGGGGCUUACAACCGUGUAUUGAGUGCCAGGCAGACUGUUCCACAUGAGACUUAUGUUUAUUUCAUGGAUCUCCUUGCGAAGACAGUAAGAGAUGAAAUAGCUGGUUGUAGCGAGAAGGCGUAUGAUUAUCUAUCAAUUAGUGAUGCCAAACAGAUGUUGAUGUUCUCAUCUGAUCAUGAGUUGCUUGAAUAUAUCAAAGAGGAUCACCCUGAAUGGGAGAUAAAAAAUGGGUUUGUGUUCUUCCAGAAAGCAAAGGAGUCUGCCCCUUGCAAGGAGAUACCAUCACUACAGCUUAUCAAUCAAACUCUCAGCUACGCCAGAGAAUUGGAGCGGAUAGUAUAAGAAGUUACCGAGUUCAUGGUAUACUAUGGUCCCUUCA
Messenger RNA from Telopea speciosissima, 923 nucleotides. Its product is annotated as 26S proteasome non-ATPase regulatory subunit 8 homolog A-like. The record is from RefSeq and is a predicted model, not a curated record. The transcript is spliced from 6 exons. Gene Ontology annotation, biological process: proteasome-mediated ubiquitin-dependent protein catabolic process. NCBI's taxonomy places the organism in Eukaryota, Viridiplantae, Streptophyta, Magnoliopsida, Proteales, Proteaceae. The coding region runs from base 77 to 886 and encodes 269 amino acids. Gene Ontology annotation, cellular component: nucleus; proteasome regulatory particle, lid subcomplex; proteasome regulatory particle.